Molecule: messenger RNA, 1655 nt
Organism: Xiphophorus hellerii (green swordtail)
Lineage: Eukaryota; Metazoa; Chordata; Actinopteri; Cyprinodontiformes; Poeciliidae
Product: prostacyclin synthase-like
Exons: 10
Coding region: 71-1522 (483 amino acids)
Biological process (GO): prostaglandin biosynthetic process
Molecular function (GO): monooxygenase activity; oxidoreductase activity, acting on paired donors, with incorporation or reduction of molecular oxygen; prostaglandin-I synthase activity
Source: RefSeq, a predicted model, not a curated record
CGAGAGUAUAAAAGCCAGCGAGACGCUGGUGGGAGCAUCGCGACUCCGCGGAGGAGAAAGUUGAGCAAAGAUGAUCUGGAUAUUCCCUGUGCUGGUUCUGCUGUGUUUUCUCCUCACACACCGCUGGAGAUACAAAACCGAGCCGCCUCUGGACAGAGGACUAAUCCCAUGGUUGGGUCAUGCACUUGAGUUUGGAAAAGAUGCAUCCAAGUUCAUAACCCGAAUGAAGCUGAAACAUGGCAACAUAUUCACGGUGCGUGCUGCAGGCCGCUAUGUGACCUUGCUGCUGGAUCCACACUCUUACGAUGAAGUCAUCAAUGACCCAGAUUCGCUGGACUUCGGGCGCUACGCUCAGGUGCUCAUGGAGCGUAUUUUUAACCUGCGGCUCCCUCUUCACCAGCCAGAGAAAGCCAAGGCGAUGAUGAAAAGGCACUUUAUGGGAGGGAGUUUAUCAACGCUCAACAGCACUAUGAGUCGAAACCUGGAGACCUUGCUGAAAACCGAAAUGCCGCUCAACCAGAGGAACUGGAAGGAGGAGGGCUUGUUCCACCUCUCCUACAGCUUACUCUUUAAGGCGGGUUACCUGACGCUGUUUGGAGGAGAACAAAACAACAACAGCACAGAUCCCUCAAGAGUUUAUGAGGAAUAUAAGAAGCUCGAUGGCGUCCUAUGCAGUCUGGCGAGAGGGACUCUGAGGAAAGAGGAGAAGAGGACUGCACAGAGCAUUCAGAGAAAGCUCUGGGAGCUGCUGGCUCCAGCAGGUCUCACAGAAGACUCUGGGUCAAGCCCCUGGCUCCAUGCCUACAGGCAGCUCCUGAAAGAGGACGGCGUGGACGAAGAGAUGCAAAGAAGGGCCGUCCUGAUGCAACUCUGGGCCACGCAGGGAAAUGUCGGUCCUGCUGCAUUUUGGCUUUUGGGCUACUUGUUGACAAACCCUGAAGCCCUGACGGCAGUGAAGAGAGAGUUUGGCCAGAUUUCACAGAUGGCGAGUUCAGGGACUCCUCUCAUGGACAAAUCCACGAAGACCCCAGUGUUUGACAGUGUCUUGGAAGAGACUCUUAGACUCACUGCUGCCCCCUUCAUAACAAGAGAGGUAGUGCGGGACAAGACCCUCCACAUGGCUGAUGGUGGGGAUUACCUGCUGAGAAAAGGAGACCGGCUGUGUUUGUUUCCCUUUGUCAGCCCUCAGAUGGACCCAGAGGUCCACCCCGAGCCACAGAAAUUCCAGUUCAACCGUUUCCUGAAUGAAGAUGGAUCAGUGAAGAAGGACUUUUACAAAGGAGGAAAGAAGCUGAAAUAUUACACCAUGCCCUGGGGUGCAGGGACCAAUGGCUGCGUGGGGAGGCAGUUUGCCAUCAAUACCAUCAGAAAAUUUGUUUACGUGUUGCUGACCAGCUACGACCUGGAGCUCUGUGACUCCAACGAUCAGCUCCCGGAGAAAGAUGCCAGCCGUUACGGAUUUGGGAUGCUGCAGCCUCAGGGAGACCUGCUUGUCAGAUAUAAGCCAAGAGCAAUGCCUUAAAUUUUAAACAUUUCAUCGCGAAAUCAUUGUUAAUAUUGUCAAUAUAAUUUUUGUACGUUUGUAUUUAUUGUUGUAUGUGUUUAUAAGAACAUUAUUUUUUCUAUCAAUAAAAAUGAGUAAUGUGUUUGCUGAA